Messenger RNA from Sarcophilus harrisii (Tasmanian devil), 6204 nucleotides. RefSeq names its product RUNX family transcription factor 2 (gene RUNX2). Gene Ontology annotation, cellular component: nucleus. Gene Ontology annotation, biological process: regulation of transcription by RNA polymerase II; hemopoiesis; neuron differentiation. Gene Ontology annotation, molecular function: RNA polymerase II cis-regulatory region sequence-specific DNA binding; DNA-binding transcription factor activity, RNA polymerase II-specific; ATP binding. NCBI's taxonomy places the organism in Eukaryota, Metazoa, Chordata, Mammalia, Dasyuromorphia, Dasyuridae. The record is from RefSeq and is a predicted model, not a curated record.
GAGGAGGUGGAGGCGGAGGAGAAGGCUGCAGCUGGGCAGCUGUGGGAAGAGCAGCGGCCGCAGCAGCGGCAGCAGGCAGUCCCGGAGCUAUGCUGUUUCCAGCGGGGCGCUGCUGAAGAAGCCGUUCUCUGAACUGGACUUUAGGAAAGGGGGGGCUCAGGGGAGACCCAGGAACCCAGGAGUCCGAGGGGACCCCAUUUAAACCCGCUUCAACCACAAGCUCCCCCCCUCAGCCGCCACACACACACCCGCGCCCCUUCUCGGCUGCCACUCUCGGUUUUUCCAAGACUCCGGAAAAGAUCUGCUCGUCUUCUUCUCCCCACCCCGCCAAUCCGAACUGAUCAGCACCUCCACUCCCCCAUCCCACCCCCGCCGAGUGUCAGACUCUUCCUGGCCUUUGGCUCCAUCGAACUUGAUCUCGUUUAUCUCCUCCACCCCAUCGCCUACACCCCUUAUUUCUCCCCCCCCCCCCUCGUUCUCUCCCUCCUCGUUUCCUUUUCUCCCUUCUUUUUCACCCGGCUUCCCCUCCCCCCCGGCCACUUCGCUAACUUGUGGCUGUUGUGAUGCGUAUUCCCGUAGAUCCGAGCACCAGUCGGCGGUUCAGCCCCCCCUCCAGCAGCCUGCAACCCGGCAAGAUGAGCGACGUGAGCCCGGUAGUGGCUGCCCAGCAGCAGCAGCAGCAACCGCAGCAGCAACAGCAGCAGCAGCAGCAGGAGGCUGCGGCGGCGGCAGCAGCGGCGGCGGCGGCGGCUGCUGCGGCGGCGGCUGCGGCGGCUGCGGUGCCCAGGCUGCGUCCGCCGCACGACAAUCGCACCAUGGUGGAAAUCAUCGCUGACCACCCGGCCGAACUCGUCCGCACAGACAGCCCCAACUUCCUGUGCUCCGUACUGCCCUCUCACUGGCGUUGUAACAAGACUCUGCCCGUGGCGUUCAAGGUGGUGGCCCUAGGAGAAGUACCAGAUGGGACUGUGGUCACCGUCAUGGCUGGUAAUGAUGAAAAUUAUUCUGCUGAGCUCCGAAAUGCAUCUGCUGUCAUGAAAAACCAAGUAGCAAGAUUCAACGACUUGAGAUUUGUGGGCCGGAGUGGAAGAGGAAAGAGUUUCACCCUGACAAUAACAGUCUUCACAAAUCCCCCCCAAGUUGCCACCUACCACAGAGCUAUUAAGGUUACAGUAGAUGGGCCUCGGGAACCUCGAAGGCACAGACAGAAGCUUGAUGACUCUAAACCUAGUUUGUUCUCUGAACGCCUCAGUGAUUUAGGGCGCAUUCCUCAUCCCGGUAUGAGAGUAGGUGUCCCGACUCAGAACCCACGGCCCUCCCUGAACUCCACACCAAGUCCUUUUAAUCCACAAGGACAGAGUCAGAUUGCAGACCCUAGGCAGGCACAGUCAUCCCCUCCAUGGUCAUAUGACCAGUCAUACCCAUCCUACCUGAGCCAGAUGACAUCACCAUCCAUUCAUUCCACCACCCCUCUGUCCUCCACCCGGGGUACGGGGCUUCCUGCCAUCACCGAUGUGCCCAGACGAAUUUCAGGUGCUUCAGAACUGGGCCCUUUUUCAGACCCCAGGCAGUUCACAAGUAUUUCAUCCCUCACUGAGAGCCGCUUCUCCAACCCACGAAUGCACUAUCCAGCCACCUUCACUUACACACCGCCCGUCACCUCAGGCAUGUCCCUCGGUAUGUCAGCAACCACUCACUACCACACCUACUUGCCACCACCCUACCCUGGCUCCUCCCAAAACCAAAGUGGACCAUUCCAGACCAGCAGCACUCCAUAUCUCUACUAUGGCACUUCAUCAGGAUCAUACCAGUUCCCCAUGGUGCCAGGGGGAGACCGCUCUCCCUCCAGAAUGCUUCCGCCUUGCACCACCACCUCGAAUGGCAGCACGCUAUUAAACCCCAACUUACCCAACCAGAAUGAUGGCGUUGACGCUGAUGGGAGCCACAGCAGUUCUCCAACUGUUUUGAAUUCUAGUGGCAGAAUGGAUGAAUCUGUUUGGCGGCCUUAUUGAAAUUCCUCCGGCAGUGGCCCAAGCACCCGCGAGCCCCCCAGCCCCAACAAAACAAAAAACAAACAAAAAAAAACAAACCAAAAUACCAAAACCAAACAUAUAGAUAUACAUACAUACACACACAUGUAUGUGGUGACACACAAACACUUGCACACGUGUGUUCACACGUGUGCCAUACAUGUACUGUGCCCGCACAGUAAUGCGACCUAUGCCGUGUAUAUGUGUCUAUACACAUACCGGGGCAUAUGUGUAGAUGCAUAAUAUAAACACAAAUGACAUGUAUGUGUGUGUAUGUAUAUAUGCGAUCUACAAAGUGCCUGUUUUUUUCAGCGUUUUCACUCGCUGAGUCGUGUUGUUUAUAACGGUUACAAGGCUACAUGAUCCUGGGAGGAAAAAGGCCGAGCAGUAGCCUCCGUAGUUGAGUUUCAGAUUAUGUGAAUCCUAGCACAUUCUUUGCUUUUGAAACAGCUACCCUUGUGUUCUUUCUAUUUAAAAAUGUACUUUUGCAUACCCACCAACAAACCAAGAAGGCGGCGGUUGGGUUUUUUGGGUUGCUGUUGCUUGGACCGUCACGAAUCACCUGUUCUUGUGCCAAUUCUGAGAGGUGGACUCCAGGUAUUAGGAGGAAAAAGGGCGAUACAGCCCCCUCUGUGUGCUUGAAGCUUCACAAACCUUCCGUAUACGGCGAAGGCCGCGUGAGGUAUUGGACCAGUGGAUCCGGCCAGUGCAUUUUCCAAACCGACUUACAAAGUUGGUGUAGAUGCACAUAAACGAAAUAGAUAGAAUGAGAGCUUCCAUUCAACUCUAGACUGUUCCUAAUAAAUAUUGCAAACUUCUCUUUAACUUGCUGCAGAUAAAUAAUUGAAUUUUUUGGGUUCAUAUUUUUUUUCCUACAUCAAAAAAAAAAUUACUCUUCGUGGUACCAGUUGGAAUAGGUAAUCUUAUUGGGGUUUUUUUUUUUUUGGCCUUUUUCUAGUUAACCAAAAAGAACCCCCAUACCUGCAAUCAAAUCCUUUCCAUUUUUUUUAUGCAAAAAAAAAUGAAAAUGGCAAUAUCUUCUUAUAGCCAUAAGGGUAUAGAUAGUAUUUGUGUUUCAUUGUGUGUUGUUAUUUGUUUUCUUUUUUUUUUUAAAUUAUGAAUAUGUGUAAAAUCUGAGGUUUCUUGCUGACGUGGAUGGUCAUAUAACUUUAAAGAAAUAUUUAUAAUUAUUUAAUAACAUUUGGACCCUUUAAACAUUUCUUAGUGUAUUGCUAUGUUGACUUCGGUCUCUAAAAGUGCUUUUUAUUAAAUAACAAAAUUUCUUCAGUGGGCUAUAGCCAUACCUGAAACAUUGCUAAGCAAUUUCAGUUUGUCCAGGCAUAAUGUGAUUUUUAAAAUGCUUUCAUCCCCAAGUAUUUUGGAUGUAGCAUAUUUUUGUGAUGUAUGAAGGAAGUGUUGUGUUUAAUUCAAUUAGAUCUUUGGUUACCUUCAACACAGUUUGCCUUUUUAAGCAAUAAAGAUUAGGGAGUGAAAAAACAACCUUUUAGCUUUAUCACUUAUGUCGCCCUUCAUCAGCAUGAAAUGCUGGAGUGAUGUGGUUUCUUAACUUCUUUCAACUGGAAAUGAUUCUUGUCACAUUAAAGAGACAAGCACAAGUAAAUCAUUGAACUGCAGGGAAAAAAAAUGUUCUGUGGUUUCAGAGUUUAGCAAAACUCCAAUCUCCAAGCUUCAUACUGAAGAUGCAAGUCACCUUAAAGCCACAUGUGUGGAUAAAGGCCUCUAUCAGGAUACACCACAGUCCAGGGAAGCCAAAUUGCACCUGGGUUUCUUAAUCAAUCAGCUUUACCAAUCCUGAAAUCGGGGGGAGACCCAGUCUGCUCUGCCCAGAGCCCCUCUGGCCACCUGCCACCGCAUUUACAUUUAAAGGAGUGGAUCUCGGCCAUCUUUUGUCCUAAGUGGGAAAGUUGCCUGCUUACAAGUCUCAGCAGGUAGUUGGCCUGAGAGGGAACACAGCAUGUUAGGACCUGCUGUCUUUGAAACUGUAGUUCUUCAUAUAAAGAGUAAAUCAAGGUGUUUAGGGGCGACACUGGAGAGGAAUUCAGGCUGUACCUGCCCUGUGGGAUGCACUUUUACCACCCCUACAGUCAAAAAGCCUUCAGUCUUUACAAUAAUGUGAGGUCACGUCAUAUAAUGACAUCAGGUCUAUUCUUAGCCAAAACUGCAGGAUAUGUUUAAUAUUAUUACCAGAGAGAGACCCAAAUUUAGAUUUUGAACCCGCCCCUUCCCCCAACAAAACAUGUCCCAAAAAAUCCCUUUCUCCCCCAGUAUUGUCCCCAGCCUCCAGAAACAUUCAUGUUCUCCCAUAUAGGGCAGAAACUCGUUUGUGGGCUUCUGAUUCCUACCUAAGCUGAGUGGCGAUGGGGCCUGUGGGUGAUGGUUACAUUAUGCUCCUAUCAUUCAGCCUAGCUCCUAAAGAAAAUGGAGGGGGGGAAAUCUUUUGCCUUCUAAAGGUUGUAUAACAAGUAUGCUUAGAUGUAUAAGCUACUUUCCUAUUUCUUAAGUUUUCCUUUAAAGAUGGAAGCUGUAAUUGAUACUAUUUAUUGUUGGUUUGUGGCAGCUUGAAGCACGCCACUGCCCAUUAUUUGUAAGUGUAAAGUAUGUGUGUUGGUUUCAGCAGCACUUAAAAAAGCCAGUGUCUGGUUACACAUUUCAAUGUUAAUUAAUCGAGAGGAAAAUGUUACUGCCAGUGCCAGCUGUAGCCUAUUUAAUUAAAAAAAAAAAAAAGGUACUAUAUUUGUACGUUAUUUUUUAUGCAGAAAAGGGCUUUUUAAAGAUUACUGUACACAUAUUAAGUGAUUUUUUUAGGGAUGCUUUUGUGUUGAAAUGUUGUUAUAGUGGCUGCAGGCAGCAACCCAGAAACACUUUAAAAAGAUUUUUUUUCCUUUGGUAAAAUUCAAGCACUUCAUUUCUUUUUUUUUUUCUUUUUGUUUUUUAGAGGGGGGAGGAGAAUAAUUCCCACUUCUUAGACCAUAGUCUGCCUUUUUUUUUAAGCCUCUUUUCCCUGCUUUAGUGCGUAUGCAUUUUUUUUUUUUUUUUGACAGGACCAUGAAUUUGCAUUGGGUGAUCAGUACUUGAUUUUCAUUUUCAAAGAAAGGGGGGAAAAGAUUUCCUAUCUGUUUAAUCUUCUGAAACCAAGUAUCAUUCCGAUAGAACAGGCUUGAAGGAGAUGUGUUUUCCUCAGGGCUAAACCAGCACGGUCCUUAUAGGCAGCAGAAAUGUUGGCAGAGUUUAUAGAGUGACCAACAAAGCUUAGCCCUCAUCAAUCUCCGGAUGUCCUGUUGUCUCACAAAUCUAACCUAUGUCACAGAUCCAAAACAGGUGCCACAAUUCUUCUCAUAAACUGACAGAAUGUCAUAUAACUAGUCCCUGUAGACUUCCAACAGACCAACUAUUAUUUGCUCUUUAGUUGUCUGCAUCAGGCCAGCACCCUUUAAAACUUCUGUGCAGAGAAACGUAAGCUGUUAGAGACCCCGCAAAAGUGAGGAGAAGUGAUGGAUGCGCUGGUUCACAAGAGUUCAUUCCCAUCUCGAUUAUUAAGGCCCGUUCCAGAAUCUAGGUUAACUCGACUGACCACAAAACAUUCUCAAAAGCAAUAAUUACACCGACAACAUUCAAGAAAACUGUCAACAAAAAGACCAGUCUUCUGAACCUUGAAUUUGUUAUUUUUAAAUAUAAUUCACUUCGUUUUAACAUUUUUCUUUGUGAGAAUUUUUAGAUAUUUGUUUACUUCAUGUUUACAGAUAACUGUUUGCUUGUUAGUGCAGUAUGUUUAAUUAUAUCAGCCAAAACCAUACUUUACAGUAAUUUUUUUUAGGUAUUAUGAAUGAAAUUCCAUUUUUUGGAUAUGCUUUACCAUUCUUGGUUGCUGAUGGAACAAAAAUAUUUGUAGCAUUAUGUGUAAAUACAUGCUUUUUUAUUUUUAUUUUUUUUCCCCAAUUGCUAUUGCGCUUUCCGUGCACAUAUUGUACAAAUUCUGCUUUGUGCCACAGAUCACGAUUGUGGAUGAGUUUACUUUUAACUUCAAAGGGACUAUUUGUAUUGUAUGUUGCAAUUGUAAAUUGAAUUGUUUGGCAUUUUUCUCAUGAUUGUAAUAUUAAUUUGAUGUUUGGAUUUAAUUUUCAAUAAAAUGGCUUUUUUUGUUUUGUUUUGUUAA